Messenger RNA from Octopus sinensis (East Asian common octopus), 1343 nucleotides. Its product is annotated as zinc finger protein 454-like. The transcript has 4 exons. The record is from RefSeq and is a predicted model, not a curated record. The coding region runs from base 1 to 582 and encodes 193 amino acids. Lineage: Eukaryota; Metazoa; Mollusca; Cephalopoda; Octopoda; Octopodidae. Gene Ontology annotation, molecular function: DNA-binding transcription factor activity, RNA polymerase II-specific; RNA polymerase II cis-regulatory region sequence-specific DNA binding. Gene Ontology annotation, biological process: regulation of transcription by RNA polymerase II.
AUGGUCAGCAAAAAUAUAAUCAGGCAUAUCAGUCGAAGAGGUAGCUUAGAUACUCACAAACAGGUUCAUACAGGGGAGAAACCCUAUCACUGUGAUAUUUGUGGUAAAUCAUUCUCUCAAAGUAGUAACUUAACAAACCACAAACGUAUUCACACAGGGGAGAAACCAUAUCACUGUGAUAUCUGUGGUGAAUCAUUCUCUGUUGGCAGUAGCUUAACUACGCACAAACGGGUUCAUACAGGAGAGAAACCAUAUCACUGUAAUAUCUGUGGUAAAUCAUUCUCCGAAAGCAGCAGCUUCACUAAACACAAGCGUAUUCAUACAGGGGAGAAACCCUAUCGCUGUGAUAUCUGUGGUAAAUCUUUCUCAGAAAGAUGUAGCUUAACUAACCACAAACGUAUUCAUACAGGGGAGAAACCAUAUCGCUGUGAUAUUUGUAGUAAAUCAUUCUCUAAACACAGUCACUUAACCAACCACAAACGUAUUCAUACAGGGGAGAAGCCAUAUCGCUGUGAUAUUUGUAGUAAAUCAUUUUCUCAGAACGGUCACUUAACUCAACACAAACGUAUUCAUGCAGGGUAGAAACCAUACCCCUGUGAUAUCUGUGGCAAAUCAUUUACGCAAAAUCAUUUCUGAUUUAAACAAGUCUUUCCUUAUGAAGUGGGUCCAUAACACAGUGAUAUUUCUUGUACAACAUUUCCUCAGAAGGACAAAGGACGUAUCUUAUAAAGACAUCCACAGAAUAUAGAAACUAUAUGAAUGUGACAUCUAUGGUAAAUCUUUGACAUGAAAUCAUCCAUUAUUGAAUCAAAAGAGCAUUGACAGAGGAAGGAAAACAUAUCACUGUGAUGUUAAACCUGAAUCAUUCUUUCAAAAUGGUGAAUUAAUUAUACACAGUCCUGUUAAUAUGAAGAAUAGCCAUACCCUAAGAUAUCUGAUAAUGAUCAAUUAUAACAUAAAUGAAUUCAAAUAGAAGCGGAACCAUAUCACUACGAUGAUGAUGAUCCUCAUCAUUUAACAUUCACUUUUACAUUCUUCUAUGGAUCACAUUGAAUUCAUUGAUACCUUCCCUGUUUCCAAGCAAGGAAAUAUUUUCCCUGGUGAGACAUAUUUUACACAGAAGACUGGAAAUGAACAACUACACAAGUAUGACGGUCAUGAUGGCCAUUUACGGACACCACAUAAUAUCUGGACAAGGGUGCACACACACACACACACACUUAUGUGUAUCUGAAGAUUUUAUGAUAGGAAAUAUCUUAUAUGUUUUCUACACAUCUAAUAGUUUGUAAUUCCUAUUAGGCAAUGAAACACAUGUAAUGCUGAAUAAAUAAUAUCAAACUUUU